AGUGCUGCGCCUGUAAUCGUCAGGAAAAAAGAAGCUUGAAAUAGUAAAUAAUGUAUGGACUGUUUCAAAAUUGUGUGUAGUUCAUUAUAUGUGAUCAUAAUAAUCCAUGAGAACAUUUCAAGUUUUGUUUAGAGACGUUUAAUCUUACAAAUAUGAGCCAGCCUCGGGCUGAAAACGUAUGCCCCCCGCAUACAUUUGAGGCACACGUGAGGGUGUUGUUGCCGACUUCGAUGGAGACAAAUAUGUCUCCGCAAUUUAUUGAGAUUAACACAAUGCAAGACAUUCCGCCGCCUCAAGCAGACUUCUCAGCGCCGCCGCCGUACGACGUGGCCACGAACUCCAAACUGCCCACCUAUGAGGAGGUCCAGCGGGAGAAGCAGAUGGAGGCAGAUGGCCCUCAGCAGCAAAAUACCACACCGCACCACCCCACGUUCACGGCGAUCGUGACGGUGGAGGCCGCGGACUCCGGCGCCGACCAGCUCGACCCAGAGAACAGCCUGCUCGGCACUGACUUCAUGUUCUUAACUUCUUUCUUCGUGGCAUUCCUGUUUAACUGGAUCGGCUUCCUGCUUCUGAUGUGCUUCUGCCACACGGUCGCCAGCCGCUACGGGGCGCUGGCGGGCUUUGGGCUGUCCCUGGCCAAGUGGACCCUCAUCGUGAAGCACUCCACCGAGCUGGCCUCCCACGAGAACUCCUGGCUGUGGUGGCUUAUCAUGGCGUUCGGCAUCCUAAUCUGCGUGCGCGCAGUGAUCCAGUACCGGAACAUCAAACGUGGCUGGCGGCUGCUGUCGGGCACAGCACAAGAGCGACUGCUGUUUUUCUACUAAACAUCUUACUGUCCCGCUGUCACGCUACUCGCGUGCGCCUGCGCGAGGGAGAUA
Plodia interpunctella (Indianmeal moth) is the source of this 881-nucleotide messenger RNA. RefSeq names its product Nedd4 family interacting protein (gene Ndfip). Gene Ontology annotation, biological process: metal ion transport; ubiquitin-dependent protein catabolic process; positive regulation of protein ubiquitination. Gene Ontology annotation, molecular function: WW domain binding. Lineage: Eukaryota; Metazoa; Arthropoda; Insecta; Lepidoptera; Pyralidae. The coding region runs from base 153 to 827 and encodes 224 amino acids. Gene Ontology annotation, cellular component: perinuclear region of cytoplasm; endoplasmic reticulum; Golgi apparatus. The record is from RefSeq and is a predicted model, not a curated record. The transcript is spliced from 6 exons.